Molecule: messenger RNA, 1220 nt
Organism: Aureobasidium subglaciale EXF-2481
Lineage: Eukaryota; Fungi; Ascomycota; Dothideomycetes; Dothideales; Saccotheciaceae
Exons: 3
Coding region: 262-945 (227 amino acids)
Source: RefSeq, a predicted model, not a curated record
CAUAUUCCGGCGCGCCGAUUUCUACUCUUUCUUGUCCAAUGUGAAGCAAACAACACUCCUUGAAUGUUGCAUUUCUCAUUGCUACAACAGUUUAUUAUAUCGCCCACUCUCCACCAACUGGUAACAUCUCCCACGCAUCUUUCAUAAACUCAACACAUCCGUUCGGACAUCAUUCCACACAUCUACUUCGAUCCUCAAGUUGUAAUUUAUCACAACCCAUUCUCACCCACUUCACUACACUACAUCACACCCACCGACGGCAUGCCAGGUGCGCAAGAUUCAAUCGACGACCCAUACAUUAUGAGUUGCGACCCAUCUGCUUCCUUGCAAGACGAACCUUCUGCACGUAAACGCAAGAAGGACCACUCCGACCACAUCGACAGUCUCCCAGACACUCACAUCGACCCACAGCUCCUAGAAACUACCAACCGCUUCCGGCGCGCGGAGCCCGACAAGACAGCUUACAACGGGCCUCAAGCAAUUCACGUCGUCAUGUUGCGUGUGACCAACGAGACCUCGGAGCGUCCGAUGCCACAAUCUGCUUUUUUCAUCCACGACACGGCUCUAUCGUUCGCGAGAAGUGUAUUGCUGCAGUGGUGCGACGCGCACUAUGAUGAUUAUCACUGGCAAGGUCCAGAGACAUUGGCGAGACUUUGUGUUUCUCGUUAUGCUGCCUACCAUUCUCAGACUGGCCAGCAACUUGCUGUUGCCGAUGUGAUCAGGGUGAGCAUCUUUGAUGCAAAGGCAGCCGAGAUCGUUCCAAAGGAGAACCGAGACGUCGGUGCUCGAACGACACCCACCCAAUAUGCUCAGGAUCCACAUUCGGCAAACGAAAACUACUCCUUCGCCGCUCCAAUGCAGACCGAAAUGAUCGCCGAGGAAGACGAAGACACUCACCGACAGACGACUUACACACCCUGGAGUGAGACGGACAGCACACCAUGAACCUCGUCACCAGAAACACGGCAGAAGCUGUGAGUACAGAACAAGGUUCCAACACGGCCCAGGGCGCCUGGAGAGAAGACCACGAUAUGAGAGUCUUUGGCGGUCUUACCGAAUGAGCUGCGCUGCUGAUAGCUCGCUUGUUUAUGAUGAGGCUAUGUUCAAUGGAGCAGCAGCGCAUUACACGAACGAUCGCAGCCUGCUAUGGGGUCAUUGCAAUUGUGGCUAUACUUCCAAAGGGGGUUGUAUUGAUGCAAUAUCACUCACUUCCCGGUCGG